Ailuropoda melanoleuca (giant panda) is the source of this 1202-nucleotide messenger RNA. Its product is annotated as angiopoietin-related protein 5. The transcript is spliced from 6 exons. The record is from RefSeq and is a predicted model, not a curated record. Gene Ontology annotation, biological process: negative regulation of T cell activation; regulation of immune response. Lineage: Eukaryota; Metazoa; Chordata; Mammalia; Carnivora; Ursidae. The coding region runs from base 294 to 1136 and encodes 280 amino acids.
CUUCCUGCCACCCCCUGCCUCUCCGCAGAAGAGCCCGAUCCCGGGCCCAGUGAGGACACCAGCCAAGGGGAAGUGUGCUCAGAGGAGCACCCCCUGCCCUCACCUCCCUGUCCACACCCUCAGGCUCCCCGCCCCGGCACCUGGGAGGAGAGGAGGCGGGGUGAGCCCUGCGUCUGCACAAAAGGUGCUGGGGGCCAGUGGCUCAGAUCUGCAGAGAAGGACAACAGUGAGUGAGCACCAAGGGGGGCGUGAAGGAAGGCGGGUAGGGCCAUGGGCUGGGCUCUCCACCCACCAUGUCUGCACCCCCAGGAAGCAUGGCUGCCUGCCCCGUGCUGGGUCUUGCUGCUCUCCUCUGCCUCUCUGUGCCCCAGGCCAGCUCCAUGGUGCAGUAUCGACAGCUGGUGCGGGUGAUGCUUCUGGAACCCCAAGGCAGGGACUGCUCUCACAUCUGGGUGGAGAGCCCCAGAGCCCCCAGUGGUGUGUACACCAUCCAGCCGGAGGGAGCCAGCACGCCCUUCAAGGUUCUCUGUGACAUGCGCACGGACGGUGGCUGGACUGUGAUUCAGAGCCGAGACCGGAGCAGGAGGAGACCUCUGGACUUUGAGAGGUGCUGGCAGGAGUACAAACAGGGCUUCGGAGACCUGACAGGUGACCACUGGCUGGGCCUGGAGCACAUCUCCGGCCUGACCUCCCAGCCGGGCCUGCGCGCGGAGCUGCUGGUGGAUCUCCUGGACACGGACAACCACACACUCGAGGCCCACUAUGAUAACUUCCACGUGGACAAGGAGGACCAGUUUUACCAGCUGACCCUUGGCCGGUACUCGGGGAAUGCAGGGGACGCGUUCAGGGGCUUGGGCCACACGGACAACCAGGAGGGCUGUGGCUUCAGCACGCUGGACCGCGACCACGACCGCUGCUCGCCUUGCGUGGAUGGCGCCCGGACCUUCGCCAGCUGCAGCCACGAUCUCUCGGGUGCCGGAUGGUGGUACAGCGACUGCGGCCGUGCCGACCUCAACGGGCCGUGGCCGGAGCACGCGGGGGCCGCCUCGGGCAUGCGCUGGGCCGCCGGCAACCAGCAGCCCGCUCUGCGUGCCAGCAUGCUGCGCGUGCGCACCUCUGGUACCAGCAAGGCCUAGGCCCCCGCCCACCUGUGGCCGAGCCUCAUUAAAUGUUCAAGCCCGGCUGUCCGCUGUGUCUUCUUU